AUGACGGCAACGUCUUCAAUCCAUACACGGACAUUGCAGGCGAUUUUUCUGGAGUCGGAACAGGUGAUCCGACAACUAACCGAAGAAGAAAUUGAGGAGUUCAAGGAGGCAUUUCUACUUUUCGAUAAGGACGGGAACGGUACGAUUUCAACGAAGGAGUUGGGCAUUGCGAUGCGUGCACUUGGGCAAAAUCCGACGGAACAACAAAUUCUGGAGAUCAUUAACGAUGUGGACAUUGAUGGGAACGGUCAAGUGGAGUUUCCAGAGUUUUGCGUGAUGAUGAAGAGGAUAAUGAAAGAGACCGAUUCGGAGAUGAUUCGAGAAGCGUUUCGAGUUUUUGAUAAGGAUGGGAAUGGAGUGAUUACAGCAAACGAGUUUAAAUAUUUUAUGGUGCACAUGGGGAUGCAGUUCAGCGAGGAAGAGGUGGAAGAAAUGAUGCAGGAGGUGGACUGUGAUGGAAAUGGUGAAAUCGACUACGAGGAGUUCGUGAAAAUGAUGUCAGCAGCGUAA
Molecule: messenger RNA, 510 nt
Organism: Necator americanus (New World hookworm)
Lineage: Eukaryota; Metazoa; Nematoda; Chromadorea; Rhabditida; Ancylostomatidae
Exons: 6
Coding region: 1-510 (169 amino acids)
Cellular component (GO): myosin II complex
Molecular function (GO): calcium ion binding; enzyme regulator activity
Source: RefSeq, a predicted model, not a curated record